CUCUCACACACAUAAUCACACACAUGCAGAUACACAGUACAGGCUGUCAAGAUGAAUUAUUAAACGUUUUUUUGUAAUUAAUUAGUGGAAGAUUGCUUUGUUGUUUCUCCAAGAAAAAGGUGUCAAGAUCAUAUUCUAAUUAAGAUGGUGAACUGGUGAUUAUCUGUUCCAUUCUUUGUUUUCUUCUCUUCUCACCCGAAAAAUAUUUGCCUUUAAUUAGCCUUAGAGAAAGAAUUAAGGUUUCUUCAUAGCUGCAGAUCAGUUGUACAUGAUACAAAUUGAGAACAGAAAACAUCAUUCAAUGACAGAAUUCUUUGGAGCCCAUCACUUCAAAUUUCAGGAAUGGGAACAAAACACUUAUAUGCCAAAAAUCCAAUAGCUAGUUCCCCAAACUACUAUUUCGCAGUAAAACAAGUGUAUAACUUGGUGAUACUUUUAUACAAAAUUGGGUAUUCAAUGGAUAGGAUUCUUGAAUUGAAGAGUUGUACAGAGUCCAUCAAGAAGACAAUGCUCAUGCAUGAGGACAUUUUCAAGCAGCAGGUAAAAGAGCUUCACAGAGUAUACAAUCUUCAAAGGAAACUGAUGCUGGAGCUGAAGAAUGAGAAGUCAAACAUAGAGGAUCCAAGAUUAUCACACAAGUCUAUGAUCAACAACACCCCUCAAACCUUGCCUACUUGGCAACAGCCUAGAAGAGAAAUAGGGUUUCACAAUAUUAAUCUUUAUGGUUUAACAAAUGAUCAACAAAGGGAAAGAAGUGGUAGUUGCUCAGGUGACAACUCAAAAAUAUUAACACCAAUUGGAGGAUUGAAUAUUGAAAUGCCAGCUGAUCAAAGAACUUCAACUAGUAAUAUUAAUUGUGCUAGUUUUGAGCAUGAGAAAAGUAGCAAGAUGAGAAAUAUUCAUAGAUGUGAUGAGGAAACAGAUGUGGAGCUAACACUAAGUAUUGGACCUAGCAAUGGUACAAAGAGGUUGAAAAGCCACAGGCAUCAUAAAGAACAGGAGAUGAGUUUUUCUACGUCAGCCAAGUUAGGAAGAGGAGAAGAGUGUGGUGAUGGUAGCCCAGCUGCUAUGAGCAGUACUUCAAGUGCUACAUUCAAUAAAGAAAGUGCCACUCAAGCUUAUUGGUUCUUCCAAGAUCUUAGUUUAAAUAGGAGAUAGCAUGUAUCAACUUCAGUUCCUUCGUUUCUAUUCUUUUGUAGUUAAUCCUUCAAUGUACGUGAACAAUUAUUUGUUAACUUUUAUACUUGUAUAUUUUUAUUCAA
Lycium ferocissimum is the source of this 1262-nucleotide messenger RNA. RefSeq lists its product as uncharacterized. The transcript has 3 exons. NCBI's taxonomy places the organism in Eukaryota, Viridiplantae, Streptophyta, Magnoliopsida, Solanales, Solanaceae. Bases 343 to 1158 code for a protein of 271 amino acids. The record is from RefSeq and is a predicted model, not a curated record.